CACAGCCCCGGAAGCCGCACAGACGCGCGAUCGCGAUCGGAGACGCCGAAGUUCCAGGGGAGACCGAAGCCUUGGCCGCGCACGCCACCAUGAGCCAGGAGGCGGAGGUGGACAUGAAGGAGGUGGAGCUCAACGAGCUGGAGCCGGAGAAGCAGCCCAUGAAUGCGGCCGCCCCGCCGUCGGCCGCCUCGGGAGGAGAGAAGAACGGUGUGGUCAAGGUCAAGGUGCCGGACGACGAGGCAGACGCCGCGGCCGCCGCGGCCGCCGCCGCCAAGUUCACGGGCCUGUCCAAGGAGGAGCUGCUCAAGGUGGCCGGCAGCCCCGCGUGGGUGCGCACCCGCUGGGCCCUGCUCCUGCUCUUCUGGCUUGGCUGGCUGGGCAUGCUGGCGGGCGCCGUGGUCAUCAUCGUGCAGGCGCCGCGCUGCCGCGAGCUGCCCGCACAGCGCUGGUGGCACCAGGGGCCCCUGUACCGCCUCGGGGCCCUCAAGGCCUUCCAGGGCCAGCCCAGUAACGGCACGGCGGGGCUGGCCGGGGUGAAGGCCCGCCUCGAUUACCUGAGCACCCUCAAGGUGAAGGCGCUGGUGUUGGGGCCCAUCCACAAGAACCCGCAAGAUGACCUUGCCGGAACCGACCUGCAGCAGAUCGACCCCACCUUUGGCACCCUCCAAGACUUCACCAACCUCGUGCUGGAGGCCAAGAAAAAGAAUAUCCAUGUCGUGCUCGAUCUCACCCCCAACUACCGAGGCCAGAGCAGCUGGUUCCUGCCCCAUCAGAGUGAAGAAGUAAACGAGAGGAUGAAGGAAGCCCUGAGCUUUUGGCUGAACAAAGGGGUGAAUGGGAUCCAGGUCCUUAAUGUCCAGAACCUCACGGAUGCUUCUUCAGCCCUGUCUCAGUGGAAUAAUCUCACACAUAGCAUCAGUGACGAUAAGGUCCUGAUUGUGGGAACAGAAGCUUCUGAGCUUUCCCAGCUUAUGAGCCUGCUGAAUGAUACUGACCUGCUGAGCAGCUCGUAUCUGGAAGACUUUGGGAGAAGGAGCUCUUCGGGAAGAGAGCUCAAAGACCUGGUCACUAGCUAUCUGGAUGCUGCUGGUGGCCACUGGUGCAGCUGGACUUACUCUCAGGUGGGCCACUUGGCCUCCCUCGUGCCUGCCCAUCUUCUCCGACUCUAUCACCUGUUGCUGUUCACUCUUCCUGGAACACCUAUCUUUAGUUACGGGGAUGAAAUCGGCUUGCAGGCGGCCCUUCCUGGACAGCCCGCUGAAGCCCCCAUCAUGCUUUGGGAUGAGAAAACCCUGGGGCCUUCCGAGUCUGUGAGUCUCAACAUGACCGUCCAGGGCCAGAACGAGAGCCCUGGCUCCCUGCUCUCUCUGUUCCGGAAGCUGAGUGACAGCCGCGGGAAGGAGCGCUCCCUGCUGCACGGAGACUUCCUGGUCCUGCCCACCAAGGACGACCUCUUCGCCUACGUCCGCCGCUGGGACCAGAACGAGCGCUUCCUCGUCGUCCUCAACCUGGGCUUCUCGAGCCACCAGACGGAGCUGAAGCUGCCCUCGGGGGCCCCCGGCCAGAAGCUGGAGCUGCCGGAGAAGGCGGCUCUGAUGCUCAGCACCCAGAGGAGCCACCCCGAGGGCAGCAUGCUGCCCCUGCGCCAGCUGACCGUGGCCCCUGGGGAGGGGCUGUUGCUCAAGUUCCCCUACGUGGCGUGACCGUGACGUUGUGCUUGUGUGGGCAUUCGCAGGGGUGGGAGGGGGGUUUGGUUUUGUUUUUUUACUGAUAAAGAUGCCCUGGGAUGAAGGUGGGAGCCUCAUGCUAUUAAAACAAUAGUGAUGCGCA
Molecule: messenger RNA, 1830 nt
Organism: Gracilinanus agilis (Agile Gracile Mouse Opossum)
Lineage: Eukaryota; Metazoa; Chordata; Mammalia; Didelphimorphia; Didelphidae
Gene: SLC3A2
Product: solute carrier family 3 member 2
Exons: 10
Coding region: 90-1703 (537 amino acids)
Biological process (GO): carbohydrate metabolic process; amino acid transport
Source: RefSeq, a predicted model, not a curated record